AUGAUGAUUAUUGGUGUCAUUAUAUGGACGAAACACGGUGUAGCAGGGUGUGUGGACGGCCUGGUGUACGGCCAGUGUGGUGUAGCUGGCCUGGUGUACGGCCAGUGUGGUGUAGCUGGCCUGGUGUACGGCCAGUGUGGUGUAGCUGGCCUGGUGUACGGCCAGUGUGGUGUAGCCGGCCUGGUGUACGGCCAGUGUGGUGUAGCCGGCCUUGUGUACGGCCAGUGUGGUGUAGCCGGCCUGGUGUACGGCCAGUGUGGUGUAGCCGGCCUGGUGUACGGCCAGUGUGGUGUAGCCGGCCUGGUGUACGGCCAGUGUGGUGUAGCCGGCCUGGUGUACGGCCAGUGUGGUGUAGCCGGCCUGGUGUACGGCCAGUGUGGUGUAGCCGGCCUGGUGUACGGCCAGUGUGGUGUAGCCGGCCUGGUGUACGGCCAGUGUGGUGUAGCCGGCCUGGUGUACGGCCAGUGUGGUGUAGCCGGCCUUGUGUACGGCCAGUGUGGUGUAGCCGGCCUGGUGUACGGCCAGUGUGGUGUAGCCGGCCUUGUGUACGGCCAGUGUGGUGUAGCCGGCCUGGUGUACGGCCAGUGUGGUGUAGCUGGCCUGGUGUACGGCCAGCGUGGUGUAGCCGGCCUGGUGUACGGCCAGUGUGGUGUAGCCGGCCUGGUGUACGGCCAGUGUGGUGUAGCUGGCCUGGUGUACGGCCAGUGUGGUGUAGCCGGCCUUGUGUACGGCCAGUGUGGUGUAGCUGGCCUGGUGUACGGCCAGUGUGGUGUAGCUGGCCUGGUGUACGGCCAGUGUGGUGUAGCUGGCCUGGUGUACGGCCAGUGUGGUGUAGCCGGCCUGGUGUACGGCCAGUGUGGUGUAGCUGGCCUGGUGUACGGCCAGUGUGGUGUAGCCGGCCUGGUGUACGGCCAGUGUGGUGUAGCCGGCCUGGUGUACGGCCAGUGUGGUGUAGCCGGCCUGGUGUACGGCCAGUGUGGUGUAGCUGGCCUGGUGUACGGCCAGUGUGGUGUAGCCGGCCUGGUGUACGGCCAGUGUGGUGUAGCCGGCCUGGUGUACGGCCAGUGUGGUGUAGCCGGCCUGGUGUACGGCCAGUGUGGUGUAGCCGGCCUGGUGUACGGCCAGUGUGGUAAACAAAAGACUAUCUUGAAUUUCAUCCGUGCUGGACAGUGUAUAUACUUCAGAAAAUACAACUACGUAUGA
Molecule: messenger RNA, 1203 nt
Organism: Procambarus clarkii (red swamp crayfish)
Lineage: Eukaryota; Metazoa; Arthropoda; Malacostraca; Decapoda; Cambaridae
Source: RefSeq, a predicted model, not a curated record